Molecule: messenger RNA, 3119 nt
Organism: Lampris incognitus (smalleye Pacific opah)
Lineage: Eukaryota; Metazoa; Chordata; Actinopteri; Lampriformes; Lampridae
Product: CCR4-NOT transcription complex subunit 2-like
Exons: 16
Coding region: 30-1640 (536 amino acids)
Biological process (GO): nuclear-transcribed mRNA poly(A) tail shortening; regulation of DNA-templated transcription; regulation of stem cell population maintenance
Cellular component (GO): CCR4-NOT core complex; P-body
Source: RefSeq, a predicted model, not a curated record
CAAAAUAGAUUGAUGCGGUGACACGCGGAAUGUUUGGUGCUAACAGGAAGAAGUUUGUGGAGGGAGGGUUGGAGAGUGACUAUGCUGAUGACUCCGCCCUUUACUAUAGCCAGCAGUCAAUGUUCCCUCCACACCGGGCGGACAAAGAUAUGCUGGCCUCUUCCUCCUCUUCUUCAACUAGUCAACUGUCACAGCUCGGAGCCAGUUUAUAUGGCCCUCAGAGUGCCCUAGGGUUUCCUAUGCGUGGAAUAAAUAGCAGUGCUGCUCCUCAGUUAAGCAGGUCUGGGCUGAAUCAACCCGUCAGCCAUGUAAACACACCCAACACUGGAACCAUACACACACCUCCCUCCCCGAGCAGGGGUAUUCUUCCUAUGAGCAGUAGGAGUAUGCUGGGACACAGUCAGCAGGUGGGGGGUGCGGGGGGUCAGCAGGGCGGGGGGAUGGGGGGAGGAGGUGGUGGAGGGGGGGAGCGGGGAGGAGGGGGGAGGAGUGUCAGCAUGGGGAGUCCAAGCCGAUCAUCACCGAGCAUCAUCUGUAUGCCCAAACAACAGCAAGCAAGACAGCCAUUCACUAUCAACAGUAUGUCAGGGUUUGGGAUGAACAGAAAUCAAGCGUUCAACAUGAACAACUCCAUAUCCAGUAACAUCUUCAAUGGCACAGAUGGCAGUGAGAAUGUGACAGGAUUGGACCUGUCAGACUUCCCGGCUUUAGCAGACCGGAGCCGGAGGGAUGGAGGUUCGAAUCCCACCCCACUGCUCAACCCCCUGGCCGGUCGGGCUCCAUACGUUGGCAUGGUAACCAAACCCUCCAAUGAACAGUCGCAGGACUUCUCCAUCCAUAAUGAGGAUUUCCCAGCUCUCCCUGGGCCAAACUACCAAACUAAAGAACCCAGCAGUACCAGUGAGGACAAACCGAAUCUCAACUCAUCGGGGAAGCCCACCUCUAACACAGACGGUCCAAAGUUCCCUGGCGACAAAAGCUCUGUAGUGGCCAGCAACAACAACCAGCAGAAAAAAGGAAUCCAGGUGCUGCCUGAUGGGCGUGUGACCAACAUCCCUGUCGGUAUGGUAACAGACCAGUUUGGGAUGAUUGGUUUAUUGACAUUCAUACGAGCAGCGGAGACGGACCCUGGCAUGGUCCACCUGGCUCUGGGCUCUGACCUCACAACCCUGGGUCUCAACUUAAACUCACCAGAGAAUCUCUACCCUAAGUUUGCGUCUCCCUGGGCCUCAGCUCCAUGUCGGCCACAGGACAUAGAUUUCCAUGUUCCCUCUGAAUAUCUGACCAAUAUCCACAUAAGAGACAAGUUAGCAGCUAUCAAGUUGUCUCGGUAUGGUGAAGAUCUUCUCUUCUAUCUCUACUACAUGAAUGGAGGAGACCUGUUACAACUACUGGCUGCUGUAGAACUGUUCAAUAGGGACUGGCGGUACCAUAAAGAGGAGCGGGUGUGGAUCACGCGAGCUCCUGGAAUGGAGCCCACACUGAAAACAAAUGCCUACGAGAGAGGGACCUACUACUUCUUUGAUUGCCUCAACUGGAGGAAAGUGGCCAAGGAGUUCCAUUUGGAGUAUGACAAGUUAGAAGAGCGACCUCAUGUACCUUCCACUUUCAACUACAAUCCCGCCCAGCAGGCAUUCUGAUUGGAUCAGCUAUAUACUGCCUGCACAUCAUUGGCUCUCCUCGCCCAUCAAUCAGCAGUUUUCUUCCAAGACACCCACCCCUUGCCCAUAGAAGCCAAGCAUUUGGUCAGCAGAGCAUCCUUCCAUUUUCUUCAAUCUCCUCCCACUAAAAUUGAAUCUGACCAAUGAGGACUCUGGAUGGGAGGUGAACUUUGCCUCCACUGUCCCAGAAAGACGCUGCAUCAUUUUAAAUUUUUUUUUUCCAUCAUCCAAACCGCUUAUCCUGCUCUCAGGGUCGCAGGGAUGCUGGAGCCUAUCCCAGCAGUCAUUGGGCAGCAAGCAGGGAGACACCCUGGACAGGCCACCAGGCCAUCACAGGGCCCACACACACACACACAUUGACACCUAGGGACAAUUUAUUACGGCCGAUUCACCUGACCUCCAUGUCUUUGGACUGUGGGAGGAAACCGGAGCCCCCGGAGGAAACCCACACAGACACGGGGAGAACAUGCAAACUCCACACAGAGGACGACCCGGGACAACCCCCAAGGUUGGAUUACCCCGGGGCUCGAACCCAGAACCUUCUUGCUGUGAAGCGACCACGCUAACCACUGCGCUGCCGUGCCGCCUCAUUUUAAAUUUUUUUCAUUUUAACUUCUCUCUUUUUAAUGAUUAUUAUUUUAUUUUCAUUUUAUUUUCCUUUUCACCCCUUCCAUGUUUGGUUUGGUUGCUCAGCCUUUCAACUGGAGUUCUCAGUUUAUCAUUUUUACAGUGUACAGACACACACACACACACACACAGUAACUGGGCACUCAGCACAAUGUCCGUCUUAACACAUGAUUCAAAUUUCCAACCAGUCUUAAAAAAAAAUCUUAUUUUCAUCUGAUAUUUUUCACAGUACAGUUUAACGUAACACACAAGAUCUGAUCAUCUGUCAGGAUGGACGCGUGCACUCACAGACAGUCACACUACCCAUGGUCUCCAGCAGGACCUUAGAAGGUUUCCAGUGUUUUCAGAGACUCACAAAACGUCAGAAGCACAGAUGCGUACCCCCAGUGGCAACACUGAGGAGCAGCUCCAGGACAAGCCAGUUCUCAAGUUAUGUAUUUCUACACACAGAACAUCUAUUUUGACAAACAGUGGAAAAAACAAACAAACCAGAAGGAGACUUGGACUCUGUUCACAAUACCGGACUGUGUUCCUGCAGAAAUGAUGCGGAACGGUGAGAGCACCCCCGGGGGUCUUUCAGCAGGGACCACGUGUGACACAAUCCACCCUUUCAACUUGGAAACAACCACCUUGAUGACAGUGGCAAUGGUUGCCGUGGCUACAGUGGCUCAUCCAACGUAAUGCCAAGGACACACCCACAGACCCACGUGACCUGCUUUGGAGGGGAACGAUUGGAGGAUCAGGACUGAGGCACUUCGCCAUUGGCUGUUUUAUUGAUUACGGCAGCUAGUGUUUUAAUAGGAAAUGAAAAAGAAUAAAAAAAUAUGUAUU